AUGACAUCUCCAUCACCUCCCCAAAGUUUGGUUGAUUCAGAUACAGACGAUUCGUCACCUACAGCCGUUAAGGUCAAAUUCCAUAACCUCCCAACUCCUCGAGAGCCUGAUGUCCCUUUGCCGCCCCCAUCGAUUCAUCCAACCGAGGUAUUAGACGUCGAUAAAACUACACCAGACAAGCAUGUACCGCGAGAUCCCAGACUUAUUCGGUUGACGGGUGUUCACCCUUUCAAUGUUGAGCCGCCUUUGACGGCCCUCUACAAGGAAGGCUUCCUUACCUCACCAGAGCUAUUCUAUGUCCGCAACCACGGGCCAGUGCCCGAAGUCAAAGACGAAGAUAUUCCCAAUUGGGAACUGAGGAUUGAAGGGCUCGUGGAAACCCCAAUCAUUCUAACCCUGCGGGACAUUCUCCAAAAUUAUGACCAAAUCACAACCCCCGUCACGCUGGUCUGCGCCGGAAACAGACGAAAGGAACAAAACACCGUCCGAAAGUCCAAGGGGUUCUCGUGGGGUGCAGCAGGCCUUUCCACUGCGUUAUGGACGGGACCGAUGCUGGCAGAUAUCUUACGCAGUGCAAAGCCCCUCCGUCAAGCCAAAUACGUAUGCAUGGAAGGCGCGGACAAGUUGCCGAACGGAUUUUACGGCACUUCUGUCAAGUUGAAUUGGGCUAUGGACUUCAAUCGCGGCAUUAUGCUUGCGCACAAAAUGAACGGGGAGCCGUUACGCCCUGAUCACGGACGUCCCUUGCGGGCCGUGGUUCCCGGUCAGAUUGGUGGGCGCAGUGUGAAGUGGCUCACGAAGUUGAUCUUGACAGAUGCCCCGAGCGACAAUUGGUAUCAUAUUAAUGAUAAUCGCGUUUUGCCGACGAUGGUAUCACCUGAAAUGUCGGCACAAGACAAGAAGUGGUGGAUGGACGAGCGAUACGCCAUUUACGACCUGAAUGUGAACUCCGUCGCUGUCUUCCCGGAACAUGAAGAAGAGCUAGAUCUCUCGACGGCUAGUUCAACGUACACGGCAAAGGGAUAUGCCUACGCAGGCGGCGGUCGAAGGGUUACGCGGGUCGAAAUAUCGCUUGACAGGGGAAAAUCCUGGCGUCUUGCCAAUAUCGAAUAUGCAGAGGACAAAUACCGGGAGUGGGACGGCGACCUGUUUGGGGGGCAGGUAGACAUGUGGAAGCGCGAAUCUUGCUUCUGCUGGUCCUUCUGGUCUCUUUCUAUUCCAAUCUCUGACCUCGCGACUAGCGAUGCAUUGCUCGUUAGAGCUAUGGACGAGAGCAUGAUGGCACAGCCACGCGACAUGUAUUGGUCGGUCCUGGGAAUGAUGAACAACCCAUGGUUCCGGGUAACGAUCAGCAAAGAGGACAAUCUUCUCAGACGCGAAGGAGAAGCCCCUAUGGAGAUUGAGCCAGGGAAAGAAAUCAACAUGAAGAAAGAGGGACUGAGCCGGAUCAUAGACCUUCAAGAGUUGAAGGCGAACAGCACAAGCGAGAACCCCUGGUUUGUGGUUAAUGGAGAAGUAUAUGAUGGUACAGGGUUCUUGGACGGCCACCCCGGAGGAGCGAUCAGUAUCACAGCUUCUGCAGGUUUGGACGUUUCCGAAGACUUCCUUGCAAUCCAUAGUGAGACUGCGAAGAUGAUGAUGCCCGACUACCACAUCGGCACAUUAGACAAAGCCUCUGUCGUGGCCCUCAAUGCCAGUACCGUAACGGUAUCCGAUGAGCCUCGUCCGACAUUUCUCCAGUCAAGGACAUGGACAAAGGCCAGACUUGUCGAGAAGAGAAACAUUUCUCAGGACACUCGCGUCUUUGUUUUCGAUUUGGAACAUAAGAACCAAUUACUGGGACUUCCGAUAGGUCAGCACCUUAUGAUCAAGGUGCCAGAUCCCAAGAACAAGGAGCCACUAAUCCGGUCGUAUACUCCCAUAUCGGACACGAAAAUGGAAGGCAAAAUGGAACUGCUUAUUAAGAUCUACUUUCCUUCAGACGCUGCUCCUGGGGGAAAGAUGACCACGGCUCUCGACGAACUGGCGCUGGGAGCAGAUAUCGAGUGCAAGGGGCCUACCGGCCGCUUCGAGUACUUGGGCAAUGGGCGGGUCCUGAUUAGCGGAAAAGAACGAAAGGUUCGUUCCUUCAAAAUGAUCUGUGGUGGGACUGGAAUUACUCCCAUCUUUCAAGUUCUGCGUGCUGUCAUGCAAGACCCUCAAGAUCCAACAACGUGUCUCGUUCUGGAUGGAAAUAGACUUGAAGAGGACAUUCUAUGCCGCGCGGAGUUGGAUGACUAUGCCAAAUUGGAUAGUCAGAAAUGUGCUCUGGUCCACACGCUCACCAAGGCGUCGGAUUCUUGGGCAGGUCGUCGGGGGCGAAUUUCUGAAGAAUUGCUCACGGAGUACGUUACUCCGGACCCGAAUGGUGAAAGCAUGGUUAUCUUGUGUGGGCCAGAGGCAAUGGAGAAAUCUGUAAAGAAGAGCCUCCUCGCCCAGGGGUGGAAAGAGUCAGACCUUCAUUUUUUCUAA
This is a messenger RNA of Penicillium chermesinum, 2511 nucleotides long. It is a transcript of the gene niaD, whose product is annotated as nitrate reductase NiaD. Gene Ontology annotation, molecular function: molybdenum ion binding; nitrate reductase (NADPH) activity; molybdopterin cofactor binding. The record is from RefSeq and is a predicted model, not a curated record. The coding region runs from base 1 to 2511 and encodes 836 amino acids. The transcript is spliced from 8 exons. Gene Ontology annotation, biological process: nitrate assimilation; nitric oxide biosynthetic process. Lineage: Eukaryota; Fungi; Ascomycota; Eurotiomycetes; Eurotiales; Aspergillaceae.